UGUAGCAAUUUAGAGGAGGCGCGUGCUGGAAAUCCCACAAUCAGCAAAGAGCUAAGCAGAAGCGCGCGGUCCCGCGUGUAGCUCAACGCAGACGGAGAUUGAACGCGAUUUCAACAGUUUUAAAGACGAACGAAUACCGUGCAUGGUCCGACUGUUAAAGAGCGUCUUACGGAUAACGGAGACCAUGUGAAAGCGUCUUCGUGCAGGAACAAGUGAAAGUUUAGACUGUGUUGUUUGUGGUCCAACCCUUGAACAGAAGAGGCAAUGUCUCAGCACCAGAAAGCUUACGUCAAUGCCUUUGGAUCCAGUCAAUAGAGCUGCACUGACAUUUUUGGGUCUUCGUGCUGCAUUUAGUCACUAUAGUGGAUGGCAGGCUCCGAGUGAGGAAUGUCUAUGGAGGAGAAGACUGAAGCUCCCAUGUAUGUGUAUGAGUCGACAGUGCAUUGUGCCAACAUCCUCCUGUGCCUAAAUGAACAGAGGAAGCAGGACGUUUUGUGUGAUGUGACGGUGCUGGUGGAGGGGAAGGAGAUCCGUGCACACAGGGCAGUGCUUGCGGCCAGCAGCCAGUAUUUCUCACUGCUGCUCAGGGGUCAGACUGAACAUGAGCCUGUCAUAAGUCUGCCGCAGAAGAUCACUGAGAGAGGCUUUGGCCCGCUCCUGCAGUUCGCUUACACAGCCAAGCUGUUACUAAACAGGGAAAACAUCCAGGAUGUCAUGUGUUGUGCAGAAUUCCUAGGCAUGCACAACCUAGAAGACUCUUGCUUCCUCUUCCUACAGGACCAGAUGAAAAGUGAGGUUGACAACACACACACCAGCCAAAACCCUCCAUCACCUCAACCUUUGAACCAUCAUGGGUCAAAGGGUAUAAACAUGCCACAGGACGAUUCUAAAUCGCCUCUGUUUGGAUCGAGGCUGCACCCCUGUGACCUCAGUCUGUCAAAAAAUGGGGAGGAAUUACAAGCAAGCGGCGACCUGUCAGACCAACCUCAUUAUCCCAAAUAUAGAAAGUAUCAGCACAACAUGAACACCUCCUCAUACAGCAGUACCUCAAACUUGGGCCCGGAUCUCUCCAAAGUGAAAGAAGAACCAACCAGUGGAGAGGAUUUUGAGCCACUGGACGUGUCUGAGGUUGAGCAGGAUGGUUUGGUUAAGGGUAGGGGGACUGAGAUGGACAUCGAGAUGGACAUGGAAAUGGAAUUAGAUGAUCGAAUGCUUAGUUCAACACCCGAUGAACUUCCAGUUAGCAAAUGUUUACCAGUGUGCCUGCGCUCCUUUGUAAAUAAGGAAGUCGCUUCGGAUCAGUGUCUUAUCGCUGAUCUGCAGCGUGCCAACAAGACAUCUCAUGUUACUCAAGGUGAAUUUCAAAAGGACUGUCAGGCUUUCAUUGGGCAACUUGGCAUGGAUUCCUCAAAGAGGGCCGAGAAGUUAACCGAUAACGUGUCCAAAUCACUUUCCUUUGAGAGCGACCGAAGAAGUGUCAUUUUUUCGUCUCGCACCCCCAACCAUCUUUCUGCACCGGCGCAUUCCUACCCUCGUGAAAGUUAUCUUUGUCAGGAUACCUGCGAAGACCCAUGGUCGGGUUCAAGCCAGUCAUUUCCCUGUUCCCAAACGUUGUCCCCCACUUCUGCCUCUCAGGAGCCUCCAAUGUCCUACCGCCGACGCCUGAAGAGCAGCUGUCCAGUGCCCAUUAAAAUGUGUGCCCGCUCCUCUCGUACCGAAAGCCACAUCAGGACCUCCAGUUCUUGUUCUUCCUAUUCUUAUGCUGAGGAUGGCAGUGGUGGUUCUCCUUCCAGCCUGCCCCAGUUUGAGCUCUCUACCUCUCCCUGUUCCACCAUGGAGCGGUGCCUGACACUCGAACACAGGGAGCACAGCAUGUCCGGGCCACCGAAGAUCAAGUGCGAGAAAUUGUAUGACACUAAUUCUAGUGACGAGUCCGGAUCGUUCUCUGAUGGAGAUAGCGAAUCAGGUCCGAGCAAAGAGCGCAGAGAAGAGGUGAAACUGCCUUUUUCGGUAGACCAGAUCACAGAGCUUCCACGGAACGACUUUCAGCUGAUGAUAAAGAUGCACAAACUGACCUCAGAUCAGCUAGAAUUCAUUCACGAGAUGAGACGGCGCAGUAAAAACCGCAUCGCGGCUCAGCGCUGCCGGAAGAGAAAGCUGGACUGCAUCCAGAACCUCGAGCAUGAAAUACAUAAACUGGUGUGCGAGAGACAGAAGCUCCUAACAGAACGACACCAUCUGAAGGUCUGUAUGGGAGAACUCUGGGAAAACUUUUCCUUUUUAUCUCAAGAGGUCUGCAGAGAGGAACAGCAGAGUCCAGGUCAGACACAAACUCUGUAUCAACUGCACCCUGAUUAUUCCAGUUCAGUCAGUACAGACCAUAGUGUCUCUCCCAGUCCCAUCAGUAUAGACCUCACUCUCACCUCCCGUAGCACUUUGGUGACAUCACCAGGGUUAACUGACUGUCAGGCCACAGCUGGGUCACCACACCCACAUGUACGAGCACACGGAGAGGCUGUGACUUGCCAGGAUGCCGUCACCUCUAUGAGGUCAGAGCCGUCGCUUCAGAUGAGCGGUUUGAACGUAACCAGCGAUUUCUGCCAGGAAAUGACUGAGAAGUGCACCACAGAAGAGCCCAAAAAAUGCUGAGUCUAGUGACCUGGAUUUUUAUUAAACAAGACUAUUGGUUCAGUCUUUUUUAAAUGUCACACUUUUUUUACAGAUGUUACAUUUAGUUUGUUGGUACUCUAUAUGGUCAAGUUGUGUCUCAUUUUUAUUGUUUGCACGUGUGGAUGUUGUCAUAUGUGACUCUGGGCCACAAAACCGGUCAUAAGGGUUUUUUUGAAAUGUACAUUUAUACAUCAUCUGAAAGCCGAAUAAAAAGCUUUCCAUUGACGUGUGGUUUGUUGGGAUUAGGGCGGUCACGGUUAUGAAAUUUGGUUGACGGUUAAUUGCCUAAUAAAUUAUGAAGAUUCAUCUGUUUUUGUUUUUUUUUUGCUUUGACAUUUAAUUCUCAUACAUUUUUGUUUGUUUGUUCAUGAAAUAAUUUUCACACCUUGUGAUUAUUUAAAUGAAAUCUUUUGCAAGGUUCACCUGGUAAGUAAAUAUUAAUUCACAUAUCACAUAUUUAAAAGUAAUUACUUAAUGAAAAUAUCUUUCAAAAACGGAAAAUUCUUCAUAAGAAAUAAACACAAAAAAGUGUCUAAGAAUUAAUUAAAAUAAAAAUGCAAUAAAAAACUGACUAUACCAGAACAGGCCUUAAAUAGUAGCCAAUCCUACUAAGGUUGUCUUAGUUCUUCUGGACCACAUGUCUGUAAUGGCUGCAAAAAAAUCAAUUCCUUGUGAAUAGCAUCAUUCACUUCCCUAAAUUAGGAAUUGCUGAUUUGGAAAUGUACGUUUUACCUGGCAGUUCAUACUGCUUAUCAAAGUUUUGCAGCAUUACUUUAAAUGCUGUUUUUUUCCACUGUAUUAAAUGGCUUUGCAAUGUAUCGCGUUACACUGUAAGUUAAGGCGCGCCAUCUGAUACGGUCUCAUUUAUACAGGCAGUGCAGCUCCCCCUUGUGUUUUUUAGAGAGAUGUGCAAUCAUUGUGGUGAUUGGAAAUCAUCACGAUGAGGUUAAACAAUGGCGAUGAGAUGAUUAUUUAAUCAUUGUGACAGCCCUAAUUGCGAUAGGACUGAGAUAUUUGGCCAAGAUACCACUAUGUAAAAAUCUGGAAGCUGAGGGUGCAAACAAAUCAAAAUAUUGGGAAAGUUGCCUUUAAACUUGUCCAAAUGAAGUCCUUAAUAAUUGCAUCCACUCACAUAAAAAAGGUUUUUAUACAUUUACGUUAGGACAUUUACAAAAUAUCUUAAUAGAACAUGAUCUUCACAUAAUAUACUGAUUUUUGGUAUAAAAGAAAAAUCAUUUUGACGCAUAAAAUGUAUAAAAGCUUUUGCUACAAAUAUAUACUACUUAAGGCUACUUUUGUGGUUCAGGGACACAGAUAUUUUAUCAAGUUCUCAAAUUUAUCUCAGGAAAUGCAAUUUUUGUUAUUAUUUUUUGGCAAUUUUAAAGUAUGCAGUAUAUGCAAAUGUGAUAUUGAUGUGUUUAAAAACAGUUUAGACUGCACCAUGUGUUCCAGCAUUCCCAAUGUACAUCAAGAAAAAAACUAUUUAAAUGGCUUGAUUUUUAAUUGAGUUUCUCAGCAAAGAAAAACUAACUGAUGUGAAUAUGAAAUCUUCUAUUAAAUCAGAUUUGAUUUGACUCCACCUCAAUUCAUAUUUAGCUGCAUAUCCUCUUAAAUAUUUUGUGAUGAAGCAUCACUCGAUACAGAAGCAAUUUUUUAAAGAUUUUUUUAAAGCUCAGUUUUCUAGACUGUUAAAAUGAUUGAUCAACGACAUCUGUUGUAUUUACAUGUACAGAUCUCCUUGUUCACUUUGAUAAAUUCAAUCAUUCUGACUUGGUACAUUUUGGCAGCUCUAUAGGGUCUUGUGCACAUGUUUUGAACAUUUUACUGUUGUCAGAUACUGUAUCAAAGCCAAUGAAUGGGUAACAAUUUACAAUAAGGUUGUAUUUGUUAACAUUGGUUAUUGCAUUAGCUAACAUGGACCAAACACCAACAUCAAUUAUUUAAUAGGUUUCUCUUUAUAAUAAGGGUCCAUGAAUCAUUAACUAUUUAAACAUGAACUAAUGCUGAGUUAAGGCAUGUACUAAUCAUAAUCUAAUGAAUAGUCAUCAUUAACUACAACUUGCCUCAUGACUCAACACAUGAAUUCAUUGGAAAUUAAUACAUAAAACAAGAAGUAAUGCUGAGUUAAGGCAUAUACUAAUCAUAAACUAAUGAAGAGUCAUCAUUACUUAACAUGAUUAAUUGUUGUUAAUGUAUUAAUUUACAAUGAAUUCAUGUGUUGAGUCAUGAGUCAAGUUGUAGUUAAUUGUAGUAGUAGCAUUAGUUCAUGUUUAAGAAUUAAUAUAGGUAUUAGUUCAUCAUGAUUCAUGGACCCUUAUUAUAAAGUGUUACCUUUUAAUCUUAGUUUAUGUUAAUUUCAACAUUUACUAAUACUUUUUAAAAUCAAAAGUUGAAACUGUUAACAGUAACAAGGAUUUAAAAAAAGAAACUAUAUUGCUAAUUGUUAGUUCAUGUUAGCCAAUGCAUUAACUGAUGUUAACAAAUACAACCUUAUUGUGUACUAUCUAUGUUAUUUACCCUUCUGUGUUGUGUUUUUGACCUCAUGUGUUUGGGUUAAAUUUUAUUUUGGUUAUAUUCUUGGUUGGUCUGUGGUGUUUUUUAUGUGAAUGACUGCAUUGUCUAAUAUUUUCUUAAUGUUAAAAGUAUGUGUACGCUUAACCCACUCCCUUAGAAAAUGUUUUUUCCUGAUAUAUAUACACAUCUGAAAGGUCUAAAUUCAGUUGACGUUUACUUUUUUUGUAAUUAGUCAUAAAACACUUCUAAACCUUUUACUUAAUAAAUGACAGUUUAAGCCUUAAAAUAAAAAUUAAAAAUCUUUUGUUUAUAACAUUAUUGUAUUGUAAGUGAUCAUGUGAGUUACUCACUCGCCUGCAUACUGUCACAGUACUGAGGUUUAAAACCAUGUCAUUAAUUUAUUUACUUACAAAUGAUAGUAUAUUGCAUGAGAUAUAUUUCUUAAAUUUGUGUGACCCUGGACAACAAAACCAGUCAUAAGGGUCAUUUUUUAUUUGAAAGGUGAAUAAAUAAGCUUUCCAUUGAUGUGUGGUUUGUAAUGAUAGGAAAAUAUUUGGUCGAAAUAUGGAAACAGAGUUUGCAAAAAAAUCUAAAUAUUGAGAAGUUUAAUAAAUAUAUCCAUGUAACAUAAUCUUUAUUUAAUGAUCUUUGGCAUAAAAGAAAAAAUAUCAUUUUUUUGACCUAUACAAUGUAUUGUUGGCAAUUGCUACAAACACACCCAUUAUGACUUGAUUUGUGGUCCAGGGUCACAUAAUAUAUCAACAAACAUGGCAAUCGAAUAACUUUGUUUUAAUUUAAAAUAAAUUAAAUGCAUCACAAAAGUUCUCUUGUAUAUACAUUUGACAACAGGGAUGUUUUUCUUGUGAUUAAAACUAUACUGUAGAUUGAAAUUUGUGUAUAAACACAGCAUUUUAUGAAUUAUUUGUUAUAUUGUGAUGUACCAUGGUGAUAUGAAGGGCGAAUAUGAAUAUUCAUCAUGAGUUUACAUGAAGUGAGGAGAGUCUGAAACAUUCACAGAUCUACCUGUAAUCUCGAUAUACCUCUCAUCUCUGACAAGGUUUGUAGCACAACUGUUUACAACCUUUUAUAAGAUGUUUUACAGUCUUUACUUUUAUGUAGAUUUUGUAUGUAUUGUACAUAAUGAUUCGGUUUAUAGAUAAUUGUUGCAUUCUUUAAAAAUGAUCGUUUUGCUCUUAUUUGGAAAAGUUGACCUCAAUGUUUGUAAUCUUAUGAAACUGUAUUUGUAAAAUACUUGAAUGUGUCCACGUUGAAAAUGUUCUUCUAUUAAAUCGAUAACCAA
Molecule: messenger RNA, 6484 nt
Organism: Paramisgurnus dabryanus
Lineage: Eukaryota; Metazoa; Chordata; Actinopteri; Cypriniformes; Cobitidae
Gene: bach2a
Product: BTB and CNC homology 1, basic leucine zipper transcription factor 2a
Biological process (GO): regulation of transcription by RNA polymerase II
Molecular function (GO): protein binding; DNA-binding transcription factor activity, RNA polymerase II-specific; RNA polymerase II cis-regulatory region sequence-specific DNA binding
Source: RefSeq, a predicted model, not a curated record